Molecule: messenger RNA, 1686 nt
Organism: Teleopsis dalmanni
Lineage: Eukaryota; Metazoa; Arthropoda; Insecta; Diptera; Diopsidae
Gene: Phax
Product: phosphorylated adapter RNA export protein
Exons: 7
Coding region: 226-1605 (459 amino acids)
Biological process (GO): snRNA export from nucleus
Cellular component (GO): nucleus
Source: RefSeq, a predicted model, not a curated record
UGAUGCAAAUGUCACAGUAGUGAACUAUCUAAUGAAGUUCGUUGAAUGCAAUUCACAAUAAUUAAGUUUACGACACCUGUCAAAAGUGACCACUCAAACUUGUCACUGAUUGCGCUUUGUGUAUUGUAGCUGCAUUAAAAAGAGUUCAAUUGCGUUGAAAUACAUUCAAUAGGAUUUGUACCUUAUAUUUUAUGUAAAUGAGAAAUUUUGCACAAUAUAAGUGACAUGGAACCUAUUGAUACUGAGAUCUCUACAGAUGCAGAAUUGCAAAAUAUGUAUGCAUCGGAUGGCGUCUUGAAACUAUGUGAAAGCGAUGAUGAAAUACUUCAGUCCGAUAAUGAAGCGAAUGCUAAUGAAUUAAAAGCUAUUGAAUCAUCAGAUGAACUUUAUGAGCCUUUGCAAAGACCAACUUAUGUUGCUCCAAAAAUUGAAUGUAAUAAUGACGUAUCGCAAGUUAGUCUUGAGGAUGGGGAAUUAUUAGACCCUGAUUCGUCAAAUGAUUAUGAACCUUUACAACGUCGAAACACGUUCACCAAAUCGACAGAAAAUAAAAAUAAAUUAUCAUCGGAUAGUGAGAAUUCAUCUGAUAAUUCCUUUAGCGGUUUAGAAACUUUCAGAGUUGAACGAAAAGUUCAAAAAAAGCGUCCUAUUAUGGUACGUGUUAAUACACCAAAUGAAACACGCACAAAAUUUAAGAAAAAUAAUGUUUGGGCAAAAGCAUUAGAAGAAGAGACUCUUACCGAAACAAUGAGGUCGAUAAACGUUACUUCUGAUUUUUUAGUGGAAAGAAAUGUUGAGAGUUACCCAAUGAGAUAUAUUAAUAGAAAACGUAGACUUUCAAGCAAUGACGAUGAAUGUUUUAUAUCGAAAAGACAUCGUCGUACUGCGAGCAAUGAAGAACAAGAUGAAGGUUUUGAUUUUAGUCGAUUGGGAGAUAAGCCUCGUCAUAAUAAAGGAUCAAAUAAGUUGAAAAAACAAAGAUAUAUUCCUGAUCUGAAGGACAUAGAAGGACGUGAUGCGACCGACAUAGCUCACGAAAUAGCCGAAAACCUUCAUGAACACAAAUCUGAUUUAAUAGAACGAAUCUUAAAUAUAUUAGGUGUGGAUAUUCCUAUAGAGAUAUAUAAAAAAACACAGGCUAUUGAAGAGGAAGGAGGUAUGAUGGUUUUGAAUGGAACUCGUAGGCGAACAUCUGGAGGAGUAUAUUUUUAUCUUCUUAAAGGUGAUUCAAGAGUUUCAAAAGAGAAACAUGAUGAAAUAUUUGAGUUCGAUAAGGAAAAAAAUUCCAAAUGGGCUAAAUCAAUAAAGGAUGAAGCACGUGAUCGAAAAGUUGAAGAAUUGAAACAACGUCUAAAGGAUCACGAUUUUUCGAAUUCUAAAAACAAUUUUUUGCUAGGUUCUGAUUUGAGUGCAGAAAAUCAGAGUGGUAAUUUAUCCAAUCCUCCUCCAUCACCAGUUGGUAACGAUAAUAGUUCUAAUGUUGUGCCUGAAGUUAAUCUUCAGAGUCCUGUACGUUCGCCAGUUACCACACAUACUGUUUCAACUGAAUCAAAGUAUUUGGAUGAAGAUGUUAUUGACUUAAAUUACGAAAUGGAUUUGUUUUGAACAAAUAUACUGAAUAAUAAUAGAACAAAUUAGUUAUAAUUGAAAAUAUUUUUUUAAGUUUAUAUAUAAAUUUAUAUAAAA